UGGAGGAGUGACACGCACUUUCAAUCCCUUCAGCAAAAACGGGGAAAGAAAGAGAAGGAAUUAAUUUCCCUUCCCUCUCAACUCUGUUAACAAUAUACAAAAGCAAAUAUAUUUUUGUUGAUGUUCUAAAUUAGCGGAAGCUUAUUAUUCAGAAAUGAUUAUCUCCUCCGGCCCCCUUCACCACCGCACCCUAUCUUGCAGCAGAACUUCGAUUUGCGGCGACAACUUCCGGCGAGAUUAUGAGCUCUUUCCAAUACCCAGAAAUCUUUCUUCCUCCAAUUCCGCCGCGUACAAGUCCUUACAUUUGCCUGUUUCUCAGAAGCCCUUGUUUUCUCGGACAGCUGUCGGCUCGAAUGUGAGUGAAGAUACAGAUGAUAUGUACGACGACUUGUUCAAAAAGUACGGGAAAGUGGUGUUUACAAGAAACGAUCAAAAGUCUGCUCUCACAGAGGUUGACGAUGAUGCUGAAUGCUUGUCCUUUGCUGUGGCAUUGGCUAAGGUUGCAAGUGAUGUCAAAGCAUCAGAUAUACGGCUUCUCUUCGUAAAGCCUCUUGUUUAUUGGACUCGUUUUUUCAUCAUUGUUACUGCUUUUUCUCGCCCUCAAGUUGAUGCCAUUGGGUCAAGAAUAAGAGACUUAGCUGAAACGCAAUAUGGAAGAACAGCAACUGGGGAUUAUAAGCCCAACUCGUGGACACUGUUGGACUUUGGUGAUGUAGUUGUGCAUAUCUUUCUUCCUCCACAAAGAGCUUACUACAACUUGGAAGAGUUCUACGCUAAUGCAACGCUUAUCGACUUACCUUUUGAGGAUCAAAAAUCAUUUCGCGGUUGAUGUAUUUACCUCUGUUGUGAUAGACGUGCUUUUGAAAUUCAAGUGGCAACUCGUGUCGGUUUUGGAGCAAAAUGCUGCGCAUAUUUGUUGUAUUGUAGUUUCUUGAUUGAGAAUAAUAGAUAUUUGUGAUAUCAGUGUGUUAUUCCAACCACAUUUUAUGCCUAUUAAAGUUAGUUUCACAGCUUA
Erythranthe guttata (spotted monkey flower) is the source of this 1015-nucleotide messenger RNA. Its product is annotated as Lojap-related protein. The record is from RefSeq and is a predicted model, not a curated record. NCBI's taxonomy places the organism in Eukaryota, Viridiplantae, Streptophyta, Magnoliopsida, Lamiales, Phrymaceae. Gene Ontology annotation, molecular function: ribosomal large subunit binding. Gene Ontology annotation, biological process: negative regulation of ribosome biogenesis; negative regulation of translation.